CUGAAUUCUGAGAUAAUCAUCUACAGUAAAUUACUGCUUUACUUUUUUAGCCUCCUUUUGAAGCAUGAUGCUAUGGAAUAUAGUAAAGGAAAUACCACUCAUACCUAAUUUUUAAAAUUAACUAACAGAAUGCCUACAUAAGUGGACUACCCAUUACCAAAAUCCAAAUUCAGAAAUGCCAGCCUUAUGCCCUGUGUGAAUAAACCUAUGAAAAAAACCAAGAUAGACAAAAAUUUAGCAAGACAAGAAUCAGCAGCAGAUUUUUAAAAAAACCAGUUUUUUUUUUAAUUUUUAAAAAAAUUAUCUUGUUCAUUUAUGAAAGAUUUGUCAAAUCACUUAUUGUUUUUUCUUAUCCGUUCUGAUCACACAUCUUUAUUAUUCUGAUCAAACAGUCACUCUCAAAUCUAAAUGGGUUGUUCGUACAGCUAAGCCCUGAGGAGACACAGGCUAGGUUCAUGGUAUUGUCAUAACACACGUUUGCUGCUUUAUUGUCUUCAGAGACAUUUGUUGUGCUGCUGGUUGGUAUAUUGUAUCUGGCAUUGGAGUCGUGGCCUCGUGGUUUGGACCAUAAUCUUGAUUUAAUGAAUUUAUCAUUUUCGAGUUCUUUUGAUGACAUAUAUAUAGGUUUGGAAUUGUCUGUGAUUUAGUACAGAGUCGAGAGUAUUUAGUUUGUAGCUUGGCUACUUAUUUCAUAUACAUUCAACUAGUUGUCUUUGAUUAAAAAGAUAGCUAUGGUUAAGCCAUGUUGGAAACUAUCCCUCGAGGGUUGUGGACGUGGAGGUGCUGGAGAUGCCAGUGGCCGGACUGAUGGAUUAAUGUGGCAUAAGGAUUUAGGACUCCAUGUUAACGGAGAGUUUUCAAUGGCAGUAAUUCAAGCUAAUAAUUUGCUUGAGGAUCAUAGCCAACUUGAAUCUGGACCCCUUAGUGCAGUACAGUCAGGUCCUUUGGGAACAUUCAUUGGGGUCUAUGAUGGACAUGGAGGGCCAGAAGCAGCCCGGUUUGUCAAUGACAAUCUGUUUCCGAAUCUGAAGAAAUUUGCUUCUGAGCAUCAGGAGGUAUCUGCAAAUGUUAUUAGAAAGGCCUAUUUAUCCACAGAAGAGGCAUUCCUAUCACUUGUAAGGGAGCAAUGGCGUAGUAAACCACAGAUUGCUUCGGUUGGGACAUGCUGUUUGGCUGGUAUCAUAUGCAAUGGGCACUUAUAUGUGGCCAAUGCUGGUGACUCUCGUGUGGUAUUAGGUAGAGCUGAGAGGGCAGUCAGAGGUGUGACAGCAGUACAGUUAUCAACAGAGCACAAUGCGAACAUGCAGUCUGUCAGAGAUGAGCUGAGGUCAAUGCAUCCAGAUGAUUCACAAAUUGUGGUUUUGAAACAUAAAGUUUGGCGUGUGAAGGGUAUAAUACAGAUUUCAAGAUCCAUUGGAGACGCCUUUCUCAAGAAGUCAGAAUUCAACCGCGAGCCUCUAUCAGCCAAGUUUAGACUACCUGUGCCUUUUAAAAAGCCAAUUCUUAGUGCAGAGCCAUCAAUAUUAAUCCACAAACUAAGCUCCAAGGAUCAGUUUCUCAUAUUUGCCUCAGAUGGUUUGUGGGAGCAUCUUAGUAACCAGGAGGCUGUUAAUAUUGUCUACAAUCACCCCCGAAAUGGAAUUGCUAGGAGACUUGUCAAAGCUGCACUUCAAAUAGCUGCAAAGAAAAGAGAAAUGAGAUACUCUGACCUGAAGAAGAUCGAUAGAGGAGUGAGGAGACAUUUCCAUGAUGACAUUACCGUCAUUGUUGUAUUUCUGGAUCCUCUUAUGAUGAGUAAAAUCCCGUCUCGUGGUACUACAUGUUCUAUCAAAGUGGGUGCUGGAGCUACCGGUCCUACUCAGUCGUAGUCAGCAGUAAUCUUUAGAUUUCAAUCUUCACCUGCAGUAUGAAUGAAUACAAAGGAAGAAGAGGAAAAAGAAUCAGAAGAGCGCCAGUACUGAUUCAUUUCAGUGUACGAGGGUUCAGAAUGAUCAACAGAUGUAGUGGCAGGUGAUUUCAUGCAGCCCUCAAAAUGUGUCCUCUUAGUUCAUACCUUGGAAUUCAAUUAUAAUUUUUUCAGAAUCAAGAUUCAAUAAACGUUACCAUAUUCUACCGCCAGGAUUGAGACUGUAAUAUAGUAGUAAGUAUUUUCCCAUAGUUGCUCCCAGUGUCUGGACUAUUAUUUAAGAAUUUUGAUGUAGAUCACAUGUUCUUGCACAAAGACCUCAGUUUUCGCCAAAGUGUUGUGUGCUAUUUGUUAGAGGUUCUAACGUCCGUUGUUCAGAAGAAUUCAAUCAGCACAGCCACAGCUCACAGCGGAUUUCAGAUUCGUGUACAUGACUUAAUUGUCAGUGCAUUUUAUUGUUUUCAUUUUUGCUAAUUGA
Daucus carota subsp. sativus is the source of this 2384-nucleotide messenger RNA. RefSeq names its product probable protein phosphatase 2C 38. The coding region runs from base 732 to 1868 and encodes 378 amino acids. The record is from RefSeq and is a predicted model, not a curated record. Gene Ontology annotation, biological process: peptidyl-threonine dephosphorylation. The transcript is spliced from 5 exons. NCBI's taxonomy places the organism in Eukaryota, Viridiplantae, Streptophyta, Magnoliopsida, Apiales, Apiaceae. Gene Ontology annotation, molecular function: protein serine/threonine phosphatase activity; cation binding.